Molecule: messenger RNA, 450 nt
Organism: Melopsittacus undulatus (budgerigar)
Lineage: Eukaryota; Metazoa; Chordata; Aves; Psittaciformes; Psittaculidae
Gene: C8H11orf91
Product: chromosome 8 C11orf91 homolog
Exons: 2
Coding region: 1-450 (149 amino acids)
Source: RefSeq, a predicted model, not a curated record
AUGACCGAGCAGCGGGCGCCGGGCCCACUCUAUUUCCCCCAGUUCCACGACGGCACCGAGCCCGUCCGGCCCCUAGUCGCCGGCGGGGAAAUGCAGACCUCUUUCGCGGCCAUGGGAGGCCAGCGACAGCCCCCGCCGGCCGCAACUGCGACGCCCCGCUGGGCCGCGGCACCGGCGCCCAUCGCCUACGAGCCGCUGCGGUUCUUCUGCCCGGCGCCGACUGCGGAGGAGGGCAGGGGCGGGUCCGCGACGCGGCGGUCCGGAGAGCAGGAGCGGCUGGAGGAUGAGAUCACCGAGCUGGGCAUCCGCCUCAAGGAGCUGGAUCUGCUGGCCCUCGUCGGCGAGGGCUUCGACGACCAGCAGUAUAAACUUCUGAAGGCAUGGAGAGAAGAAAAGAUAGAACGCAUAAAAGCAAAGCAGAAGCUGAAGAAACAGCCUCCACCGCGAUGA